AUGACCAAAUUUUAUCUUCAAUACAAGAACAACUCUCCAGUGCUUAUCGAUACAGCCCACGGAAGAGGACCACAAGGAACUCUACCUCUGAUUACUGUUUCUCAUUUGAUUUCAGCUUACAAGACUGCCACCACUCCCCUCCUUGAUGCUAUUCCUGUUGACGAACUCACUCUUCAUUUUGAGGUGUAUGGUCCAGCCAUUGCUCGAUAUGGGUUUCUAACCUCUAUUCAAUAUCCUUUUGGUUGUUACGACAGUCCACUGACUAUUAAAUCCAAGAAUGAUGUGAAUGUUGACCGUCCCUAUCAAAGACACUUUGUACAAAGUCGAGCUGAUCAAGAAUUCAUUAAAGCCAAUAAUUUGAAAUUGCAAAACCCAAAUGACGCUUUCAACUCUCAAGAUGACUUUGGCUCUAAAGACAUGUAUCAAUGCCUGGUGUAUUGCGACAAUAACUAUCAGCCUGAACUCACUGAACAUGCUAUCCAACUGUUGUAUUUCGUUCGGGUUUCUGUUUGCAACUACUUGAUAAGCAAGGGAUUCAAGGAACCUUGGCAAAUUCUUCUGGCUCAGCUCCAUCCUAUCGCAUUCUUUGGAGUUGACUUGUUUGAGCGUCUUUUUACAAUCCUUGUAAAAGAACCUGGACUUGCCCCAACUGCUAUUACAAACCCAUUUCCUUUUAUUGCCAUUGAUGAAAUCCAGGCUCUUGCAGAAGGUCUUUGUUUACAUUGCCUGCCAGGGAGUAAAACCCCACGUCCUUUCUUCUCUCCAUUGGUAUACCAUUCCAAAAUGAUGGGAGUAUUUCCUCAUUGCCUACUGUCUGCCACCAGUAUUGACUUUGAACUCAUCAAAGAGCUAGUGGAGUCCAGUGCUAUGAAGGAUGAUCAAAUCACAGAUUGUGUAGUUGUAUCAGAUUUCCAUCCUCUGACAAAGCUCGAGGUCGAACAGUAUGUUAGACAAUUUUUACAAGACCAUCAAGUCGAUCAACUGGAUGCUAUUGUAUCAAGAAUUUCAGACUUUGAAUUAUGUCAUGGAAGACCAUGUUUCAUAUCGUAUAUUCUGGGCACAUAUAUGAAAUCAAAUGAUAUUGACGCUGCGAUUAGCAAAUUUAUCACUGGGAUAUCUAAUGUUGAUGGCCAGAUUUUCCCGCUUAGAUUCUUGAAAAAUGACCUUGAUAAAAACAUUCGUUCAUUUGACAAAGUCAUUGCUGGUGAUAACCUGUCAGGACCCAUUUGCGACGCAUUUAUUGAUGCCAUCUGGAAGGGGAAAAUGCAACUUAAUGUAACUGGAAAUGACGCUGCUACUGCAAUACGUUACGGUUUGGGAUUUGGUCAGACUGUCGAUGGAACUAUAUCUUUCAUUGAAAUUCAAGAGUUGGCCGUAAUCGAGUGUCUUCGCUACUUUUUGCCCUUUGCACACACUGUCAAAAGUUUAUACCAAAGAAUUGGCUCGUAUCCUAACCCUAACCCUCAAAUGGUUGGCUAUUUGGUGGAAUACUUGGUUGCGUUUGCUUUAGUAGCCAACUAUUCUGGUUCUGAUGCUGCCAAUAGUAUCAAGGCAUCCCGAGAUUCUGCAUCCAUAUAUUUACUAUUUGGUGAUUUAGAUCAAGUAUGCUUUCCCGAUCAUAUGUGUGGACCAGAUAUCAUCUACAAGUGUGCCAAUACAAAGACUGUAUACAUUGUCCAAGUCAAAUUUGUCAAGAAAAUGUCAAAACAAGAAGCUGCAAACGCUUACAAUACUACAGAUCCUGAACGCUUUUAUUGCAAACGUAAUGGCGGUGGAGUGUCGGAAGGGUUUGAAGAAGAACGAGCUUACCUUCUUAGCACUUUGUCGGAACUACGCAAAUCAGGCUACUCAUUGCAACAGACUCUGGUUAUUCAUACUGCUGAAAAGAACCCUGUUGACGCUCAAGGUAUGGAAAUCAUCAAUAGUUAA
Batrachochytrium dendrobatidis JAM81 is the source of this 1929-nucleotide messenger RNA. RefSeq lists its product as uncharacterized. NCBI's taxonomy places the organism in Eukaryota, Fungi, Chytridiomycota, Chytridiomycetes, Rhizophydiales. The transcript is spliced from 2 exons. The record is from RefSeq and is a predicted model, not a curated record. Bases 1 to 1929 code for a protein of 642 amino acids.